GCGCAGGAGAACCAGCCAGGGGGCCCGGCAAGUCAAUGCGCAGGGCGCAUGCGCUCGGCUAGCACUGCGGAGGGCGAGGGGAGGGAGGGGAGCGGAGCGGAGCGUGCUCCGGCAGCGACAGCUGCAUCUGCAUCCCGGGUCCCCUCCCCGGCGCCUCCUCCUCCUCCUCCUCCUCCUCCUCCUCCUCCUCCUCCGCGUCCUAGUCCAUCUCCGGCCAGGCACCGUGAGCUCCGGGUCGGGCAGCAGCCGCAGCCUAGUCUGCGCCAGUCCGCGCCAAGAGGUCACGUUGCAGCCCCUCUCUAAAGAGACUGACCAGUGAAUCAAAGGCUAAGUGGAUCCAGCCGGCGUCCUAUCUGUCUCCAUCUGGUUGGUAAAAGGGUUUGGGGGAUUCUGUAGAGGGAUCCCCAGAUACUACGUGGGACCCACGACUCCAGACUGUGAGGAUGUGACCAUAGGUGAUACUGAAGGUAACUCAGGACAAUGCCACUGGUCAAGAGGAACAUUGAGCCCAGGCACUUGUGCCGAGGCGCCCUGCCUGAUGGGGUCACCAGCGAGCUGGAAUGUGUCACCAACAGCACCCUAGCUGCCAUCAUCAAGCAGCUGGGCAGCCUCAGCAGACAUGCAGAGGACAUCUUUGGGGAGCUGUUCAAUGAAGCCAACAGUUUCUACAUGCGGAUGAACUCGCUGCAGGAAAGGGUGGACCUCUUGGUGAUUAAGGUCACACAGUUGGACUCCACCGUGGAGGAAGUGUCCCUGCAGGAUAUCAACAUGAGGAAGGCUUUCCGGAGCUCCACUAUCCAGAAUCAGCAGGUGGUAUCACGUAACUCCAUCCCCAACCCCGUGAUGGAGAUGUAUCAGCGGUGUGACAAGCCCCCGCCACUCAACAUCCUCACGGCCUACAGAGAUGACAAGAAAGAUGGCCUUAAAUUCUAUACUGACCCAUCAUAUUUCUUCAACUUGUGGAAAGAGAAAAUGCUUCAGGCCACUGAGGAUAAGAGGAAGGAGAAACGAAGGCAGAAGGAACAGCGGCUGGUAGAGGACUCCACCAGGGAGGUGAAGAAAGUGCGGAAGGCACGGAAUCGGCGCAUGGAGUGGAGCAUGAUGGCAUAUGAUAAAGAGUUCCGGCCAGAUAACAGGUUCUCGCCAUCUCCGUAUCACAUGGCCUCCUCAGAAGGAUCACUGUCCCCAGAUAAUAGGUCUUACGCAUCUGACAUCGGUGAUCACUCCUACCCAGCCAGUCCCAACCAUCCAGCCCAGCAGGUGUUGGCACCCACUCCUCAUCUGCCCAUGGAACACAAGGAGAUCAUCUUGGCUCCUAGCCAGCUCCCGGAGCUGGCGUACCGGCCCGCGGCCCCAGGAAGUCGGCAGAACAGCCUCGGCCGUGUCCAACAGCCUCAUGUGCCGCAGCCUCCGGAUCCAAUACUGAAUGGACCCAGGCCUCAAACAAUCAAGGACUAUGGGUCUCAGCCAGUGCCCAUGGCCGAUUUCUUUGUGCCACCUGCUCCGCCACCCCCGCCUCCGGUGAUCCCCUCGGCCCAGACGGCUUUCGACAGCCCCAUCUCUGCUCCACCUGCUCUCGCACCUGCUGCCACUGCCACCCUGGCCCACCCUGCCUAUACACCCUCCCCACCCCCAGCCCCACCCUGCCCAUACUCUGUCUCUCCCCCGCAGACUGGUCCCAUGGGUCCUCCUGCAGCUCCUCCUCCACCCCCUCCUGGUCCCCCAAUGGCCACGGCUUCCCCAGCCCACUCAGCCUCUCCGGGUGCUGUACUGUCUGAACACGGAAACCUCAGAUCCCGUUGAUACCAAUGAGUGAUGCCAGAAGUGAUCUUCUUGCUGCCAUUCGGAGG
Sarcophilus harrisii (Tasmanian devil) is the source of this 1850-nucleotide messenger RNA. RefSeq names its product wiskott-Aldrich syndrome protein family member 3-like. NCBI's taxonomy places the organism in Eukaryota, Metazoa, Chordata, Mammalia, Dasyuromorphia, Dasyuridae. Gene Ontology annotation, cellular component: cytoskeleton; lamellipodium; SCAR complex. Gene Ontology annotation, molecular function: Arp2/3 complex binding; protein kinase A regulatory subunit binding. Gene Ontology annotation, biological process: positive regulation of Arp2/3 complex-mediated actin nucleation; actin cytoskeleton organization. The record is from RefSeq and is a predicted model, not a curated record.